ACACCCACGGCUUUGAUAUAAAAAGGCACAACGCAAGCCGAUGAGUUGCAAGAGACAUUUGUUGGACACAUCGAACUAGAGGUUUCCAGUCACCACCAUGAGCGUCAAGCAAAGUCAUCGUUUUUCAUCCGGGUCUGGCUGCUGUGCCGUUACCCACAGCCUACAUGGAGGCAGAGGCUUUGGAGGCCUCAGAGGUUCCUUCGGAGGGCACUGUGGUAUGGGAGGUGGCCUCGGUGGUAGAAGCGAAGGCCUUCUAAAUGUCGGCGAGAAAGAAACCAUGCAGCAACUGAAUGACCGCCUGGCCAACUAUCUAGGCAGAGUCCGCUCUUUGGAGGAGGAAAACGGCCAGUUUGAGAGGAGAAUUAGAGAAUGGUAUGACAAACAGGUUCCAUACAACUUCCCUGACUUCAACAACUUUUUCAGGACUAUUGAAGAACUUCAGAAUAAGAUUCUCCAUGCAUGUACAGGAAAUGCCAACUUAAUCCUGCAGAUUGAUAAUGCCAGACUCACCUCUGAUGAUUUUAGGAACAAAUUUGAAAGCGAAGCUGCUUUCCGCAUGGGGGUUGAGGGAGACAUGAAUGGCCUUCGUCGAGUCCUGGAGGAGCUUAACCUGGGCAACAAUGACCAAGAAAUACAGCGACAGAAUCUGAGUGAGGAGCUGACCUAUCUGAAGAAGAAUCAUGCUGAGGAAGUCGGCAGCCUGCGCACUCAGCUGGGAGCAAGAGUAAAUGUGGAAGUGAACGCUGCUCCUGCUGUGGAUCUAAACCAAGUUUUGGGUGAAAUAAGAGACCAAUAUGAAACCAUAGUGGAGAGGAACAGGAGGGAAGCCGAGAACUGGUUCCUGAACAAGAGUGAAGAGUUGAACCAGCAAAUGAACAGCAGCGCCGAUCAACUACAGACAGUCCACACUGAAGUCAUCCAAUUGAGAAAUACUGUCCAAGGCCUGGAGAUUGACCUGCAGUCUCAAAAUAGCAUGAGAUCAGCUCUGGAAGGCACCUUGGCAGAUACCGAAUCCCGUUACGGCGGUCAACUUUCCCAACUACAGUUCCUUAUCAAUAACGUGGAAACACAACUAGGAAGCCUUAGAUCAGAUCUGGAAAGACAAAACUUUGAGUAUAAGGCGCUCAUGGAUGUUAAGACACAUCUAGAAAUGGAGAUUGCAACAUACAGGCGCCUGCUUGAUGGAGAAGACAGACAACGAGGCUCAAGGCAAUCAGGCGAAGUUAGAGACAUGGGCUCAAACAGGUCAAGGACAGUGACCAUGGUGGAAGACAUUAAAGAAGGAUUCCGUAAAGCUUAAUGGCAAUAGAAACAGCAAGAUUGUACCCAGUUCUCUCGUAGUGUAACUCAAUGUAGGCGAUCAUUUCUCUUUCCUUGCAAAAGCAUUCAGCUAACCGACUUAUUAUUCUGUUGGUCGUCAGAAGUGGUGAAGGUGAAAGGGCUCAUUUAUCACACUUGGAAAAUCCCACAGAAUGCCCCUUGAUAUUAAUGCAUGCUAAGACCAUGCUCUGAACACCUACAUUCCCUUUGUAGCAUUUCUAAACUUGCUGAAUGGUUUUGCUCUUCUUUAUCUGCAUUGUUCCUCAGAUCUCUCAUAUCUUGAGAUUGUUCUGGUUUUCUUUUGAUGGAGAAGCUCUUUCCAAUUGCUCAAACCUGUACCUGUCACGUCUCUUAAUAAACCUGUCUUAUGCAUUGAAGGAA
Xenopus tropicalis (tropical clawed frog) is the source of this 1701-nucleotide messenger RNA. RefSeq names its product keratin 34 (gene krt34). Gene Ontology annotation, molecular function: structural molecule activity. Bases 98 to 1300 code for a protein of 400 amino acids. Gene Ontology annotation, cellular component: intermediate filament. The transcript is spliced from 7 exons. The record is from RefSeq and is a predicted model, not a curated record. NCBI's taxonomy places the organism in Eukaryota, Metazoa, Chordata, Amphibia, Anura, Pipidae.